Messenger RNA from Cladophialophora psammophila CBS 110553, 831 nucleotides. RefSeq lists its product as uncharacterized. The transcript has a single exon. The coding region runs from base 1 to 831 and encodes 276 amino acids. Gene Ontology annotation, cellular component: cytosol. Lineage: Eukaryota; Fungi; Ascomycota; Eurotiomycetes; Chaetothyriales; Herpotrichiellaceae. The record is from RefSeq and is a predicted model, not a curated record. Gene Ontology annotation, biological process: pentose catabolic process. Gene Ontology annotation, molecular function: aldehyde-lyase activity.
AUGGCGGGUACUCGAACCUCAACCGAACAGACGGUUCUACAGAAGUUCUAUCGUGACUACUUGAACGGGAGCCAUAUCCUGCACUAUCACAAUGUUCUGGACGCCUUUGGACAUCUCUCCUUCCGACACCCCUUGAAUCCGAAUAUCUUCAUCAUGUCUCGCAAUGCCGCACCCGCGACCAUCUCGUCCCCAAAUGAUUUGAUUGAGUAUUACGUCGAGGACUCCAAGCCGGUCGACCCGAACGCGGCAGCCGGAUUUUUGGAGCGUCAUAUCCACAGCGAGUGUUAUAAGCGCUAUCCGGGCGUUCGAUCUGUGAUUCACAGCCAUUCGGAGGCCGUGGUGCCCUACACCUUCAGCGGCGUGCCCCUGCGGGCAUGCUAUCAUAUGGCCGGCUUCCUGGGUCUGGAGGUGCCUGUCUGGGACAUUGAGGACGCCCAGCGACCGGGCGAUAUCAGUGAUCUGUUGGUGCGAAAUGUCCAUCUCGGCAGUUCCCUGGCCAAUUCGUUUGCCGGAAGUAAGCAGGACGGAAACGAUCUGCCACAACACACGGUGGUGCUGAUGCGAGGGCAUGGCUUUACAGUGCUCGCCGGGAACAUGGAAGAGUGUGUGAUGAGGGCCGUCUACACGCAGAAAAACGCCAUGAUCCAAACAACGGCCUUGAUGACCAGGGCGGCGGAUCUGCAGACUGACAAGGCAAGCAAAGCGAUCAAGUAUCUCAGUCAGAAGGAGGUCGACGACACCACGUGGUCAAUACCGCAAUCUGCUCAUCGGCCCUGGAAACUCUGGUUGCGAGAGGUGGAAGCCUGCAAUCUGUACGUCAACUCGGCCUAA